Molecule: messenger RNA, 295 nt
Organism: Symbiodinium pilosum
Lineage: Eukaryota; Dinophyceae; Suessiales; Symbiodiniaceae
Source: the annotation of a GenBank genome assembly
GGUAUACCUGCUCGCUGGUGUGCUGGUCUUGGUGCUUUGCUGGCUGUUUUGCGCCUGGCGCGCUUGCCGCGGCAGCCGCCGCGAGCGCGACCUGGAGGCAGCGCUGGAGCGUGAGCGAGCGCAAAUCCGGGAGCUGAACGAGCGGCUCCAGCGUCCAACGCUGCCAGCUGCCAACGCUGCGGCCCAGGGUGGCAAGGGGGCGCGCGGCCGCGGCUUCAAUCCAGGUCGGGGUUGGGCUCCUGGACGAGCAGGCGCCGGUGCCACCGGCGUAGAGAUGCGCGAUUUCCGGCGGUAG